AGCAAAAGAGAGCAUACAAAAGAUAAAGAGGGAAAAAAAAAAAAAAACCAAAAACAGCACGGCAAAGUACUACUUCAGUUUUUGCAGGUCCAAAGCUUAUUAUGGAAGAUCAAUGUAGUCCCUUUGACUGGGAUUUCUUCGCCUAUGAAGAAGAGGGAAUGGAAGAGGUAUGGUAUUCUCUUCUACGCAAGACCUCGGAAUUGGAGACGAAAGUUGCUUCUGCCAAAGAGGAGGUCAUAAAGAAAGAAGAUGAGCUUGUUCAUCUCAAGGAUUUCCUCAGCAGAGCCAUCAAAGAGAGAGACGAAGCCGAAUCAAAAUGCCAAAGCAUAAUGCUGGACAUUCUUGUUCUCCAGCAACAACUGCAACAAAAGCAUGAGCAAGAACAACAGAAGCAGGAAGAAACUGAGGACCAGCAAGCAAAAGAGAGCCACUUUGUUGACCAACAUUUUCCUAAUUGUUUUGAGUCUGAGAAAGACAGUAGGGACUUGGACCUGCCACCGGGCGCGGAGAAGUUGGUGGCGGGAAAGGCGCUGCCGGAGAAAGGGAAGCUGCUGCAGGCAGUGAUGGAAGCAGGGCCACUCCUGCAGACUCUUCUCCUGGCUGGACCUCUCCCUCAGUGGCAGCACCCGCCUCCUCGUGUCGACACCAUAGAGAUCCCUCCGGUGGCCAUUUCUCGCCCUCCGCCGCUGACCUUUCCUCGCCAUGACUCUUGUUUUAGUCACAAGAGAAGCCUACCACACUCUGAUCAUGACUCUGUUUUUAACUCCAACACAAAGUACCAGAGGAUUCUCUACUAAGGCUGUAGUUCUUUUUAUUUUCUAUCUCUUAACCUAAAUUUCAUGUCAGCCAAUUCCUUUCAUACUGUAAAACGUCCAAAGGAUUCAGCAUGAAGUGGAUUGCAUUUUUGUUUUGUUUUUUGGGGGCAUCAGUUUAGAAUUUAGACUGCUUUGUCUUGAAGAUCAAGAUCCUAACUUGUGUAACUUGUUAGCUGAAAGACUGAAAUUGUCUUUUCCAGCAUAUUGUAGCUGCCAUUGUGAAUAUGAGGUAAAAUAUGUUAAGAAUUAGAUUCUGUAAUUCUAUGUUAUCGGGAUUUUUCGCUGAAGAAAAGGAAAAAAAAUAAAA
This is a messenger RNA of Morus notabilis, 1122 nucleotides long. RefSeq lists its product as uncharacterized. The coding region runs from base 102 to 797 and encodes 231 amino acids. The transcript is spliced from 2 exons. The record is from RefSeq and is a predicted model, not a curated record. Lineage: Eukaryota; Viridiplantae; Streptophyta; Magnoliopsida; Rosales; Moraceae.